Molecule: messenger RNA, 2880 nt
Organism: Pediculus humanus corporis (human body louse)
Lineage: Eukaryota; Metazoa; Arthropoda; Insecta; Psocodea; Pediculidae
Product: znf683, putative
Exons: 11
Coding region: 1-2880 (959 amino acids)
Biological process (GO): regulation of transcription by RNA polymerase II; cell fate commitment
Cellular component (GO): cytoplasm; nucleus
Molecular function (GO): RNA polymerase II cis-regulatory region sequence-specific DNA binding; DNA-binding transcription repressor activity, RNA polymerase II-specific; histone deacetylase binding
Source: RefSeq, a predicted model, not a curated record
AUGGAUAAGCCGGAAGGUAACGAAAAUUCAACAGUUACAAAUGGUCAGGGUCAGGUUAAGGAAGAAAAAUACAGGGACGUUGAUUGUUUCGAUUUGAACGUAAUUAAAGAAGAAGAAUUCGAUCAGCAUGUCGUUUACAUAGUUCCUGACGUUCACACGGAACCCAAUUGUACGAAUCGUGCCGAAGCAUCCCUACCCCGUAAUUUGAUACUCAAACCAUCUCAAGCAUUAAGCGACGUUUUGGGAGUCUGGAGCACUGGUUACAUACCUAGAGGUACGAGAUUCGGUCCGUUGGUCGGAGAAAUAUAUGCAAAAGAUUCAGUGCCGCAAACGGCCAAUAGGAAAUAUUUUUGGAGGGUGUACAAAGAAAAUGAAUUAUUUUAUUAUAUCGACGGUUACGACGUUGCCAAAUCUAAUUGGAUGAGAUACGUUAAUCCGGCAUAUUCGUCGGAAAGUCAAAAUUUAAUAGCUUGCCAAUAUAAAAUGUGUAUUUAUUUUUACACGAUAAAACCCAUACUUCCAAAUCAAGAAUUACUCGUUUGGUAUUGCAAAGAAUUUGCCGAAAGGCUCAACUAUCCUCUCACAGGAGAAUUGAUGCUCCUGAGAAUAAGACAACAAGUUCAACAGCAAUCGAUUGUGACGCCUCAAAAAAUCGCAACGGAUAAAAAUACCAAAGAUUCAGAUGCGGUCGCGGUAGUGGGUUCGGCAACAGCAGGAGGAGCAGGAGCAGGAGUAGCAGUAGUAGCAGCAGCAUCAUCGCAAUCUCCUGAAAUUUAUCAGGUCGUUAGAAACGAAGACAGGGUAACAGAUUUGUACGAGAAAACAAGCAAGGAAAUAACGGGAAGGAGGAAUUCGUCGUAUAGAUUGACGGAUUACGAUUUACAAUCGAGAUCUUCACCGCAGAGAAGUCCCACGGGACCGUAUGAAGGAAUUCCAAGAAAUUCUCCCGAAUACGAUCCGCCGCAAAGGGGAUCACCGGGAAACGGAGUGAGAACAUCGCCGCAAAGGAGUUCGCCUGGUUCGUACGAAAGUAUGCCUUGUUCUUACGAGGCACCACAAAGGAAUUCUCCGGGAGGUUGUAACGGAAGCGUGAGAUCGGAUGAAGGGUAUCACAGCACUGAAUAUCACGAAUUGACACCACCGGAAGAUUCGAGCGAUGACGAUUCCGACAAUUACGUGUUGGAUUACAGCAGUAAAAAAGACACCGGUUCUGGAGAAAAACCUAAACCGACAACGGAAUCACAUAUAGCUCCACCUGUGCACACCGUUGUUCAAUCCCUCGACACAAAUAAAAACGAAUACAGAAAAGUUAAAAUUAAAAUUAAUAAGACUUAUCAAAGCUACGAGGAAAAACAACCGGAAAAAAUGGAAAUUUCCGAACUCCCAAUGCAGCAGCAGCAGCCGCAACAGCAACAACAACAGCAUCCUUUGAUACCACCCCAACCGCAAAAUCCUACACCGGUUUUAACGACUCCGCUACAAAUUCCAACUCCGGCCGAAAGUCCAAAAAUGACGGUUCUUUCUCCGACUCUACAAGAACCAAGGGUUCAAGUUGCUCCUAGAUCGACAAAUCCUUGUUAUUACGAAGAAGAAAACGUCGUCAACAGUACAUCCGCCCCGAGAAUUCAACCGACUCCUCCCACGGGAAGCAUAUUAGAAAAUAUUUUACUACGAAAUCGUAAGGACGGUAACAAACCCAUGACGGAUAGGAAAACCGGGUCGAAACCGGAAGACACGAAAGAUAAUCAAAAACUGAAAAAAUUUUCACACAACGGCGUCGUUGGAAAUUACGAUAAAUUGGAAACGACGAAAGAAGUGACUCCACCUCCGACGUCACCCACGGAAAUGGCGUAUUCGUAUAAGAAAUCGCAAAGAUACCAGUGCAGUCCGGAUAGCAGUUCGAAUACGAAAACGAGUCGAACGCCAUCACCGAAUUCUUCGUCUUAUCCCACGGAUUAUCAGUAUCAGAACAAUUAUUACGUUUAUCAAAAUCAAUAUCAGCCCUACGAAAAAUCCGUUUCGCCAACGUAUCAAAUGUUAACGAUACCCAGUUCGGGAGAGUUCAGGAGUUACACGGGACUUCAAACGAUGCCACCCUCUCCGGACAACGGAGUGUGCAGGCCGACAUCUCCCCUCAGCCCGAAUUCAUCAUCGUCAUCCUCUCGCGGUUUUCGAUCUCUCCCGUAUCCGUUAAAAAAGAAAGAUGGUAAAAUGCAUUACGAAUGCAACGUUUGUUUUAAAACGUUCGGACAAUUGAGUAAUUUGAAAGUACAUUUAAGAACGCAUUCGGGCGAACGUCCUUUUAGGUGUAAUGUUUGUACAAAAAGUUUCACGCAAUUAGCUCACUUGCAAAAACAUCAUCUCGUGCAUACCGGGGAAAAACCUCACCAGUGUGACAUUUGCAAGAAAAGGUUUAGUUCCACGUCGAAUCUUAAAACACAUUUAAGGCUGCACAGCGGUCAAAAACCUUAUGCCUGCGAUUUGUGUCCGGCAAAAUUCACACAAUUUGUUCACUUGAAACUACAUAAAAGACUGCACACCAACGAGAGACCUUACACUUGUCAAGGCUGUUCAAAAAAAUACAUAAGUGCAAGUGGAUUGAGAACUCAUUGGAAAACUACUAGCUGUAGGCCAAAUACGCUAGAAGAAGAAUUAGCAAUAGCUCAAAUGGCUGGUUCCCCGACAGCUGGAAGUUAUUACGAAUACGUCGGAUCGGACGGAAGCAUGGGAAGUGGGGAAAAGGAAAUUCACGACAACGAUUCGAGGGAUUCGUUCGAUUUGAAAUUUCAACAACCUUUGCACAUACACACGAACGGAACCCAAGAAACCAGGCCGUCGGUCAUUGAAACGUCACAGGGUCACGUGAUCGAAUGUACUUAA